AAGCGUGGGCAGCUUGUUUGUGUGUUUCAUGAGUGUGUGUUUGUGUGCACCUGAGAAACUGUGUGGUCAACUGUCCUUCCCCCUGUGCUGCCCUGCGUCGCAUUCCUGACUGCACAGAGCUGUUCCUGUGCGGACUAACCUUUCCUCCAGCAGGAGUGAGGAGGACGAUCGAAAAACCAAGGAAAACAUUAAGGAUUAAUAGAGGUGCUAAAGGAGUAGUGGUCAAGAUGUUGAUCACCAUGCUAACAGCCAUGUAUAUGGUGGUCAGAGUCGUAGAAUCGAUAGGGGUGCGGUUCGCACGGCAGCAGGACCCUUUGCCUUACAUGGUGUCCCAGCCUUUGCCUUGGCAGGUUCACUCAGUGUCUCACAGUCGGAGGAGCAGCAAAGCAGAGGAGUUUGAUGGGCUCAGGAGGAACAGCAUAGGGGUGUAUAGAAAGAACUAUACCUCCAUGGCUGUUGCCUCUGCCUCUCUGGCUAUACCCUGUGUCCUGUCGUGCUCAGACUCCAGUGCCAGCAAUGGGACGUGCACCGUGCCCGCUGUUCCUCCACUCAGCCCGGUUGAAGUCGAGAAGGCCGCCGCCACCAUCCAGACCCAUUUCAGGAAGUUCCAACAGAAGAAACAAAAGAACGGCAAGUAGGUGGACAAAGGCACGGUGAGAGACAACAGGAAGCAGGUGGAUGCACGUGGAUUCACCAAAGGAUGGAUGGACUCAAAUGAUGUGUACACUCAUAUGCAAAUGCACAUGCAUUGAAACUGCACAAUAAACAGUAGAGCUCCCGGAUGAGUGACACAGUGUAAACAAUAAGAGUAAUAGAGUACAUCUCAAAUAGCUACUUGUAAUACAAUAUUUAAAAUUCCAUGUGAAUAAUAUAUGUGAAUAUCUGAAUGUGAGAGAGUGCGAGUGACUGUGAGGAUGCCGUCAUUUCUAUAUGACCAGUGUUUUGAGGAUAUAAACAUGAAAAUAUUCAAAUAAUUUGUGGCUCUUUCCAAAACAAACUAUUUCAAUAAAGUCCUCUG
Molecule: messenger RNA, 1018 nt
Organism: Chelmon rostratus (copperband butterflyfish)
Lineage: Eukaryota; Metazoa; Chordata; Actinopteri; Chaetodontiformes; Chaetodontidae
Exons: 4
Coding region: 228-638 (136 amino acids)
Source: RefSeq, a predicted model, not a curated record